AUGCUGGACAUCUCGCUAGAAGUUUUCUCCGGGGUGCCAGGUUCUAUUCUUCUGGCUGGAGGACUGCUAGGGUGUCUACUCAUCCAAUUCCUCUACUUGAGACAGACUGACCACCUAUCCGCAAUUCCCGGACCAUGGCUAUCCAAAUGGACCGGUGCCGUCACGACAUACUACUGGUUUAUCGGAGAGCGUGCGCAAUAUGUCGACUCGCUUCACAAGAGAUACGGUCCAAUCGUUAGAGUCUCCCCCACGGAAGUUGAAAUAAACGAUAUCACAGCCAUUAAGCAGAUCCACAAAGUCGGGGGUCCAUUCAUGAAAUCGGACUGGUACUAUACGCUCACCAGUACGGCAGUCCAAACUAUGUUUAACACAACCAACGCUGUGUACCAUUCGCGGCUUCGCAAGCUUCUGUCUUCACCAAUUUCCGACGCUAAUCUGAAACAGUAUGAAGGUGCUGUUACAGAUCGAGUUCUCCUUGCAGUUCGCAGAGUCGCCGAAGAGCUAGAAUCUAGAGGUGUGGCAGACAUUUACAAGUGGAUGACCUUCCUAACCACUGAUAUUAUCGGCGAGUUGAGUUUCGGUCAGUCGUUUCAAAUGCUGGAGCGCCGUGAGAAAAACCAAUAUGUGAAAGAUCUAGAGGCCUUGGUCUCCCAGCAGCCUCUCCUGACAACCUUCCCAUUCUUGAUAUCAGCCGCCCGAUACCUGAAUCUUGGAGUCUUCCGUCGGGUCGUUGAACGUGUAAUUCGCAUUAAUGCAUAUGCUGCCGAAUCAGUCCAGCGAUAUCAAGAUCAUCUUGCCCUGCACCCAACAAACCCGAAGCCUACACUCUUUACAAAGGUUUUUGGUGCAGAAAAAGACAACAGUCUUACCCAUCAAGAAGUCGUUUCCAACGCUCAGGGUUACAUUAUCGCUGGGAGUGAUACUACUGCUAUAACACUGACUUAUCUGAUUUACUGCCUCUGCAAGCACCCGAAGGUCCUUGAAAAGCUUGUCCGGGAGGUGCAGUCAUUGCCGGACAAUUUCACUGACAAGGAAUGUCGAGAAUUGCCCUUCAUGGACCAAGUGAUGACUGAAACGAUGCGCCUAUACCCAGCUGUUCCGACUGCAUUGCCACGAACUGUCCCCGCUGGAGGAGCUGUUUUGGGUGGCUACCGAUUUCCCGGUGGAAUUACAGUAUCGACACAAGCAUACAGCAUGCAUCGCAACCCAGAAGUAUUUGAGUCCCCAGAGAGUUUUGACCCUUCCCGAUGGGAAAACCCAAGUAAGGAGAUGAGAGAAUGGUUUAUGCCUUUUGGCGGAGGCUCCCGAAGUAAGGCAUCAAUACACACUUUUUUCGACGAUUUCCAAACCUGCGGCACCAUAUGCAUAGACCCCGUCCAGAAAUCAGUCCUGCUCGUAAACUACCCAGCUAAGAACGAAUACUUUCUUCCGAAAGGUCGCAAGAACCGCGGCGAGACACUAGAGAGCGCGGCUGCCAGGGAAACAUACGAGGAAACUGGAUAUCCUUGUCAACUGCUGCAUCAUAACAGCCUGCCUACGAAAGCGCCCCUGGUGCCAUCGAGCCGAGAUGACACACAGGAGGAACACUCUACUGGUCAGAUUAAAAAUUCAGAAAGAGAGCUUCACACUGAGCCAUUCGCGGUACAGCAGUGGGUGUAUCAGGAUGGGACCCGGAAGUUAAUUUUCUGGUUUUUGGCUGUAGGAAAUUCGAUGCAACUACCGCACGAAAACACACAAGACGAGGGCGAAAACUUUGAAGCAUUUUGGUUUGAUAGAGAUAGCUCCUUGGCUAUAGCAACGUAUGAUGAUGACCGGGCACUGAUUGAAAGGGCAUUUGACGCUUUGAAGAUUUGA
Messenger RNA from Talaromyces rugulosus, 1854 nucleotides. RefSeq lists its product as uncharacterized. The record is from RefSeq and is a predicted model, not a curated record. Gene Ontology annotation, molecular function: iron ion binding; monooxygenase activity; oxidoreductase activity, acting on paired donors, with incorporation or reduction of molecular oxygen. The coding region runs from base 1 to 1854 and encodes 617 amino acids. The transcript has 7 exons. Lineage: Eukaryota; Fungi; Ascomycota; Eurotiomycetes; Eurotiales; Trichocomaceae.